Molecule: messenger RNA, 919 nt
Organism: Cuscuta campestris
Lineage: Eukaryota; Viridiplantae; Streptophyta; Magnoliopsida; Solanales; Convolvulaceae
Source: the annotation of a GenBank genome assembly
AUCACAUCUCAUAUAUUCAUUAUAAAUUUACCCAAGAAAUCCUACUUUUACCCAUCACAUCAAAUAAGGAUAUACUAUAUAUAUGAUAUUUUUAGAAACUCAAGACCAAAAUACACUGCCUUAAAUUUCUUACAAAUCGAAAUCUCUCAUGCUUUAAGGGAUGGAGGGAGUAAUUAGAAACAUUGGAAGCUUAGGAGCUGGAAAUUCGAAAGCUUACGUGUCUAACGUUGUUGUGAACGGAGCAAAGCUUUCUGGAACCGCAAAUGGGGUCAGGAUCAAGACCUGGCAGGGAGGAUCGGGGACGGCAAGCAACAUCAAAUUUAAGAACAUACAAAUGCAUGGUGUGGAGAACCCUAUAAUUUUAGACCAAAACUAUUGCGACCAAAAGAAGCCAUGCAAAGAAGAGAGCUCGAAUGUGGAAGUGAAAAAUGUUGAAUACGAAAACAUAUCAGGAACGAGUGCUACAGAGACGGCGAUCGAGUUUGAUUGCAGCAAGAGGUAUCCGUGCCAAGGGAUACUUCUUCGCAAUGUGAAUUUGAAAAGGGAAGGAGGCGGUGAUGCUAAAGCUUCAUGCAACAAUGUGAGCUUCAGAAAUGAUGUUGAGAGUGACGGUGUCUCGCCAUUAUGUAAUUAAUUAGUUCUCCACAAAUUACACUAGCUUAUUAUACACACUAUUUAGUUGUACUACGAAAAUUAAAGAUAUACUCCGAUCCCUACUAUGUACCCAUCCGCCAGUAUAUUUUAAUUAAUGUGAGUAUAUGAAUAAGGUUAAUACUUCCCGGCCAUGUGGUGGAACAUCCUUAGCUUCUUCACAAAAGUUCUCUUCGGGUUGCAACAUAUUUCCAACAGUGAACAAGUGAUAUUGCACCUGAGACAAAAUGGAAAGAAUAAUUAACAUGAAUACAUGUUUUGUAACUUA